Molecule: messenger RNA, 702 nt
Organism: Dictyostelium purpureum
Lineage: Eukaryota; Evosea; Eumycetozoa; Dictyosteliales; Dictyosteliaceae
Exons: 1
Coding region: 1-702 (233 amino acids)
Source: RefSeq, a predicted model, not a curated record
AUGUUCCGUAAUGGUUUACGUUUAUUAAGCAAAGCUGUUGAAGUUGAAGCUAAAGUUGCUGCUGCUCCAAGCACUUCAAGCGCCCCAGAAUACAUCAGACCAUACUUAGAUGGUGAAAAAGCUUUACCAGUUGUCCCAGAAAGAAAAGAAUUCACCACUGAUAUUGAUUUUGCUGAUGCCAUCCUUUCACAUCCAGUUCUUGCUAAAUCACCAAAAGUCUUAAGAGCUUACAAUGAAUUCAUGGAAGCUAGACGUAAUAGAGCUUCAUUCGAUGCUUUACCAGGUAUUGAUUCAACUCCAGCCAAGAUCAACUGGGAAUUCUAUGAAUCUAUUUUACCAAAAGACACUGUUGCCUUCUUCAAGAAUCUCGACACUAAAGCUAAAGAAGUCAUCGAUUCAUGGGCUACUGAAGAUGCCAAAUUUGUUGAAUUUGUCGAAAAGAAAUUCGAAGCUGAUCAACAAGCCUCAUCACAAUACAGACAAUCACUUUUAAAUACCAUUCAAGAAAUUGAAGGUGAACAAAAGAAAAUGGAAGACUUUUUAUCAAAUCUUAGAAAUACCACUUUCGAAUCAUUAGAAGGUAAAUACCCAGAUCUCGAAGAAGAAAUUUACAACGAAAUUGAAAAUGAUGAAUGGAUGGUUAAUGACAAAGUUGGUGAAAAUACUAUUUUCAACGCUGCUAAAAAAGCUCACCACCACUAA